UGGUCAAAAUGUGAGAAGAUAUUCGAGACUUUGUGAACAGAGAGGAUCAGAGGGAAAAAAGCAAAGGAAAAAGAUAGGCAAUGGCAAUGGCAGCAACUGAAGCUGAAGCAGAGCAGAGCAGAGUUCCAGUCUAAGCGCGUCUAUGUAUUUUCCCGAGACACCCAUUUCUCUCGCUAUAUAAAAACACUAUACUAUAUAUUCUUGUGUAAUUUAUACACAUUUUUUUAUGGGGGAGGAGGAUGUUUAAAAAUUUUCUAUUAUAUAUAAAAAAGUACAGAUCUUUCUAACUUUGACUGAAGAUUGAAAGAAAGAGAAGGCAACCAAAGCCAACACUUUCGGCGCUCCUUCUUUCUUCCCUUUGGCUUUGCUUUGCUUGCGUCUCCAUCUUUCUUCUUCCUUGUUUUGCUCUCCAAAAUCUCUCUUUUAAAAUUCCAAUUUUUAUUGUUUAUUUAUAAUUUUCACACUUGAACAAAGUUUCAAAACAUUUUUUUUAUUACCACUAAUAAAAUAACAUAUCCAUAGUUGGCCCUCAAAAGAAAACCUCUUUCACUCUCUGUUUUCUUGCCCCAAUUGUACGAAUCUAAAGCUAACCCUUUUAGUCUAUCAACCUUACCAGACCCUUCUUCUUGUUAUUGGGAGGAGACGACUGUAAUCAUUGUUGCCUUAAAAUUCUUUAUUAGUGAAUACUGAUGGAGGCAAGGGCACAUAAGAUGCCUUUUGGUGCUUAAUUUUAUGCAUCUUCUAUGCUGAUUACUGUUCUAGAGAAUAUGGGUUUAUUAUGCAGUAAAAAUCGUCGUUUCACUGAAGCAGAUGCCGAGGAGAAUGCACAGGCUGCAGAAAUUGACAGGAGAAUUGAACAAGAGCGAAAAGCUGAGAAGCAUAUCCAAAAACUUCUACUACUUGGUGCUGGUGAAUCUGGGAAGUCAACAAUUUUUAAGCAGAUAAAGCUUCUGUUUCAAACUGGCUUUGACGAGGACGAGCUGAAGAGCUAUAUCUCAGUCAUCCAUGCAAACAUCUAUCAGACUAUAAAAAUACUGUAUGAUGGAUCAAAGGAAUUUGCUCAAAAUGAUGCAGAUUCUUCCAAAUAUGUUUUAUCCAACGAAAUUAAGGUUAUUGGAGAGAAACUAUCAGAAAUCGGAAGCAGGUUGGACUAUCCACGUCUUAAUAGAGAACUUGCACAGGAGAUAGAAACUCUCUGGAAAGAUUCUGCAAUUCAGGAAACCUAUGCUCAUGGUAAUGAACUUCAAGUUCCAGAUUGUACUCAUUAUUUCAUGGAAAAUUUGCAAAGAUUGUCUGAUGCAAAUUAUAUUCCCACGAAGGAGGAUGUUCUAUAUGCAAGAGUUCGUACAACUGGUGUUGUUGAAAUUCAGUUCAGCCCUGUGGGGGAGAAUAAGAAAAGUGGUGAAGUAUACAGACUCUUUGAUGUGGGAGGCCAGAGAAAUGAGAGAAGGAAAUGGAUCCAUCUUUUUGAAGGUGUUACGGCUGUGAUCUUUUGUGCUGCUAUUAGCGAGUAUGAUCAAACUCUUUUUGAGGACGAACAGAAGAAUCGGAUGGUGGAGACAAAAGAACUCUUUGAUUGGGUCUUAAAGCAACCAUGCUUUGAGAAAACAUCCUUCAUGCUGUUCCUCAACAAAUUCGACAUAUUCGAAAACAAGGUUCUAAAGGUUCCGCUAAAUGUAUGCGAGUGGUUCAAAGAUUACCAGCCAGUUUCAACUGGAAAGCAAGAGAUCGAGCAUGCAUACGAGUUUGUAAAGAAGAAAUUCGAGGAGCUGUAUUUUCAAAGCACAGCCCCUGAUAGAGUUGACCGAGUCUUUAAGAUAUAUAGAACCACUGCCCUUGACCAGAAGCUUGUGAAGAAAACUUUCAAGCUCGUUGAUGAGUCUUUGAGACGGAGAAAUCUGUUCGAGGCUGGGUUGUUGUGAACGAGAUCACAAAACCCUAAUUGCAAAGACUUGUUCAUAAUAUGAAGAAUGUGAUCAUCACACCAUCUUGGAUGUUUUUGAAAUGCUGGCAUAUCAUAUCAUAUCAUAUUUUCAUCACAGGCUAAAAGUUUUGAUUUCCCCAUAUUGUUGAUCAAAUUUUUUUUUGUUAAAAAUCUUCUCUAAAAUCCCCAUGAUUCUAGGGACUCUGAUUUGUUCAGGGUAAAACAUUCCCCAGAGGAAUUUGUUUUUCUUGUUUGUUUCUGUCUUUCAGGGUUUGGGGGGGUGUAUCGGAUCAGACGUAUGAAGGAACAAUGAACAUGAAAAGACAUUCUUUAUUUCCUAGUAAUACAACACAUUGUUUAUAAUA
Messenger RNA from Gossypium raimondii (Peruvian cotton), 2289 nucleotides. RefSeq names its product guanine nucleotide-binding protein alpha-1 subunit. Bases 744 to 1922 code for a protein of 392 amino acids. Gene Ontology annotation, molecular function: guanyl nucleotide binding; G-protein beta/gamma-subunit complex binding; G protein-coupled receptor binding. Gene Ontology annotation, cellular component: heterotrimeric G-protein complex. Lineage: Eukaryota; Viridiplantae; Streptophyta; Magnoliopsida; Malvales; Malvaceae. Gene Ontology annotation, biological process: adenylate cyclase-modulating G protein-coupled receptor signaling pathway. The transcript has 14 exons. The record is from RefSeq and is a predicted model, not a curated record.